CAAGUAAAGGUUAUGUUUUUUUAAUUAUGACAAGACACGCCAGAAAUUGCACUGCAGGGGCUGUGUACACCUACCACGAGAAAAAGAAAGAUGCCCAAGCUUCCGGUUAUGGUACAAAUGCCCAGCGGUUGGGCAAAGACUCAAUCAAAGAUUUCGAUUCUUGUUGCUUGUCUUUGCAACCUUGUCGAAACCCAGUGAUAACAAAAGACGGUUAUUUGUUCGAUAAAGAAGUGAUCCUGGAAUACAUCAUUGCAAAGAAAAACGAAAACAGUAGAAAACUGAAAGAGUAUGAAAGACUUAAACGCAAGGAGGAUGAAAUCUCUUUGGACAAAGCCACCGCUGAGACUAACCAAAAAGUUGAACGGUUUCUUAAAGGAGAAAAUAGUAUCAUUAGCAAACCAACAAGUCACUUCACGAGUGAACCAAGCACGUCGUCAAUUUCCAACAUGGCAGUGGGCCGUGACAAAGAAUUACCAAGUUUUUGGGUCCCAUCUAAAACACCCACUGCGGAAAAGCCCAAAUUACAGAAACCUCAUAAUGUCGUUUUGUGCCCAAUUUCGGGGAAACCCCUCAAAGUAAAAGACCUGAUUGAGGUCAAAUUUACUCCAAUAAAGGACUCCGGCGAGAAAAAGUCACUAAUUGCGAGGGAAUGUCGUUAUAUGUGUGCUGUAACACAUGAUGUUUUGAGUAAUUCGGUUCCUUGUGCCGUCCUCAAACCAACGGGUGACGUUGUCACGUUAGAAUGUGUGGAGAAAAUUAUCAAAAAAGAUUGGGUUCAUCCACUCACUAGUAAAAAAUUGACAGAGAAAGACAUUAUUGUGAUGCAGAGGGGGGGCACAGGGUACGCCCGAACUAACGCUGAACUGGAGGCUAAGCAAGAACGGCCAGCUCUUCAAGCCUGAUUGAGAGUUUAAUUUUAAUAAAUUUACUUGACUCA
Molecule: messenger RNA, 937 nt
Organism: Tribolium madens (black flour beetle)
Lineage: Eukaryota; Metazoa; Arthropoda; Insecta; Coleoptera; Tenebrionidae
Product: nitric oxide synthase-interacting protein homolog
Exons: 6
Coding region: 27-902 (291 amino acids)
Cellular component (GO): nucleus
Molecular function (GO): ubiquitin protein ligase activity
Source: RefSeq, a predicted model, not a curated record